Molecule: messenger RNA, 2503 nt
Organism: Panthera uncia (snow leopard)
Lineage: Eukaryota; Metazoa; Chordata; Mammalia; Carnivora; Felidae
Product: zinc finger protein OZF-like
Exons: 3
Coding region: 88-1734 (548 amino acids)
Biological process (GO): regulation of transcription by RNA polymerase II
Cellular component (GO): nucleus
Molecular function (GO): DNA-binding transcription activator activity, RNA polymerase II-specific; RNA polymerase II cis-regulatory region sequence-specific DNA binding
Source: RefSeq, a predicted model, not a curated record
CUGACAUUCAGGGAUGUGGCCAUAGAAUUCUCUCAGGAGGAGUGGGGCUGCCUGAGCCACAGUCAGCAGGAACUGUACAGGGAUGUGAUGUUAGAGAACUAUGGACACCUUCUCUUCUUGGGUCUUGUUUUGUCAAAGCCAGACCUGGUCAUUUUUUUGGAACAAAAGGAGCUCUGGGAUGUGAAGAGAAAUCACACAGUAGCCUCACACCCAGCUGUAUCUUCACACGAUACCCAGAGCCUCUUUCCAAAGAUGUGCAUAGGAACUAUUUUCGAAAGGGUGUCAGUGGAUAAAUAUAAACAUAGUGCCCUUGAGAAUGGACACUUGGUGAUAGAGUGGAACUGUGUUGGGGAGAGACAAGGGCAUCAAAGAUCUCAUGAAACACAUAUGCAAAUAGAGACAACUGCCCAUUAUAAGAAUCUCACUGCCCAAAACAGUGAAGGAUAUGAAACAUUUUGGAAACCCCCCCUCUCUAACACUGUUAAUUCUGCAAGGCAGUGUGUUUCUAUAAUCAAAGGCUCAAAUCAAGUGGUCAAACACACAUAUUUGCAGAACAAAAAUUUGGAGAAUCUGGAAAGUGACCUAGCCCAUGCUGAAAAUACUUCUUUGCACCAUUUUGACAAUAGGAUUGCAUUACCCUUUCAGUCAAAUAUUUCUGAAAGUCAGAGAUUGAAAAAGGAAGACAAAAAUGGUAAGUGGUAUCCAUUUGAGGGGUCCUUCCUUGAGCAGUCGACCUUACAACAAAACCACAGCAUUUUCAAUGAAAACAGAAUUGCUCAUUGCAGUGAAUCUGAGGAAAUACUGAACCAGGAUUCAAAUGUUAAUAAAUAUCUACGGACUCCUUUGCCAGGGAACCAUUGUGACUGUACUACAUGUAGGGAAGUCUUUUAUCAAAGCUCAAACCUUAUUAGACAGAAGAGAAUACAUUUGGGAGAGAAUCCUUCUGAAUAUACUGAGUGUGGGAAAAUUUUUAACCAGUCCUCCAAUGUUGGUGAUCAUCCGAGGAGUCCUGUGGGAAAAAACCUGUACACAUGCAAUGAACCUGGGAACGUGUUUAGUGAGUCAUCAAGACUUAAUAUCAAUAAGACAAUCCAUGCUGGACAGAAAGGUUACAUUUGUAAGGAAUGUGGCAAAGCCUUCAACUGGCACUCAACACUAAUUCUACAUCAGCAAAAGCAUACUGGAGAGAGACCUUACAAAUGUGAAGAAUGUGGUAAAACUUAUAAGUACAGCUCAUCACUAAAUAAACAUAGGAUAAUCCAUACUGGAGAGAAAAUUUACAAAUGUCAAGAAUGUGGCAAGACCUUUAACUGGCAGUCAGGCCUUAUUGGACAUCGGAAACUUCAUGCUGAGGAGAAACCUUACCAAUGUAAAGAAUGUGGCAAGGCCUUUAAAAGGUACUCAAGCCUUACUGUACAUCACAGAAUUCACACUGGAGAGAAACCUUACCAGUGUAAAGAAUGUGGCAAGGUCUUUACCCACCAGACAAGCAUUAUCAGACAUCACAGAAUCCAUACUGGAGAGAAACCUUACCAAUGUAGAGAAUGUGGCAAGGCCUUUACCCAGAAACCAACCCUUUUUGUACAUCAGAGAAUUCAUACAGGAGAGAAACCUUACCAAUGUGAAAAAUGUGGCAAGGCCUUUACCCAGACCUCAAACCUUAUGGCACACCGCAGAAUUCACACUGAAGAGAAACAUUACCCAUGUAAAGAAUGUGGCAAGGCCUUUAUUUGAGGUUAAGCUUCAUUAUACAUCAAAGAAUUCAUAUUGGAAAAGAAACUUAAAAUGUAUAGAAUGUGGUAAAAUUUUUAGGACUGCUCAACCCUUACUCAGCAUCAAAGAGUUUAGACUCAGGAGAAACAUACAAAGGGAAAGAAUGUGUCAAGCAUGUAGCUGGAACUCACAACUUGAUCAAUAUCAUUAUUUUCUUACAGAAUAGAAACCAUAAAAUAUAGAGAAAGUUGCAGUGCCUUUAGCUGGAAUUCGUUCCUUAGUAUUUCAAUGUGCAUACUAGAUGUAAACCCUACAAACAUAAUGAGGAAAGUCUUCAUAUUAAAUGUACACAUUAGGAUACACCAGAGAGUACAUAAAAGUAACUUGAAAGCUAUAAAUAUUUAUAAAAGCAUUUAAUUGAACAUCAAAUGUCAAUAUCCCAGAAUUUACAGAGAAAGCAGUUGUUACUAUUAAUAUAUUACAUCAAAAUAUUCAUUAUAAGGAAUAAUACAAAGUUAAACCUGUUCAAAAUGUAUGUGCUAUUAUGCUUCAAAAGGUUAUUUGGAUGAAUUGUUGCAUAAAUAUAGCUAAUUUCAUUCUCAGUUUUUUGGGGGCACCUGGGUGGCUCAGUCGGUUAAGCAUCCGAAUUUGGCUCAGGUCAUGAUCUCCCAGUUUGUGAGUUCAAUCCCCUGAUCAGGUUCUGUGCUGGCAGCUUAUAACUUGGAGCCUGCUUCAGAUUGUCUCCUCUCCCUGCCCCUCCCCACUAGCGCUCAAAAAUAAACAUUUGUAA